UGCGGCCCCCGCGCGCACCCACGCCUGCCUGCUCUACUUUCUCCGUGCUGCCGCCACCGCCUUCCCCCAAACAGGCGGAACGCAAGCGGCACCCAUUUCAAACUCAACUGGGGUCUUCCUUCUUCCCAGUUCCCACGCCGAGAGAGAGAGAGAGAGACGCCACGACGUUUCAAAAAUCUCGUGGCAACGGUCGCCUAACGCAUGUAGUAUAGGAGUACGUAGCAGCAGUGCAAAAUCUGUAGCAAGUGUCACGCUCAGCGCACACCACACAAGGCGAGGCGAGUCUAAAGUCUCUCUUGACCCUUCUUUUGUCCGCGCCGCAAAUGCGAUGCAUUGGCAUAUGGCCUAGCCGAGUGGCUCAGCAGUGGCUUUUCUCUAUUUAGAGGCCCGCGACGACGCGACCGUGUCGGCGAGGGAGAGAGCAGGAGCAGCCAGCCACAACCACCCAACACAGCUCCCUCUCGCGGCGAUGGCGGCCGUGCCGUGGGUGGCAGCGGCGGUGAGGAGGUCGAUGCAGGAGGCCGCCGCCGGCGCCGGAGCCGUGUCGUACGCGCAGGCGCAGCAGGGGAGCCCCGCGGCGCCCGGGCCGCGGUCCACGGCGAGGUCGGUGGAGACGCUGGUGGUGAUCGUGGCGGCGAUCGUGCUCGUCGCGGUGCUCGCGGGCGUCGUCGCGCGGGCGUGCGGGGGACGCCACGUGGCGCCGAGCGGGGACCGCGACGUCGAGGGGUGGGUGGAGCGGCGGUGCCGGAGCUGCCUCGACAGCGGGCUGCCGCCGCCGCCGGCGACGGCCCAGCAGCCGCAGGGAUCGUCAAAGGCGAGUGACGCCAAAUAGAGGCCCAGAGCUCCUGCAAUUUGUGUCAGAUUCUUGUAGCGGUAGGCCAGCAGUAGCGUGGUUAUACGGGGUAUUAGCGUAAUGAUUAGAUUAUGUAGCAAUAUGAACAUGCUAAAAUAGCUGCUCUUUUUGUCCAGUAGAUCACGAGGUUAGGAUCUCUAAAUUAACGUUUACGGUAAGAUUUUGGUUAUGAUACAGCAUUAUGUAAACUUAUUAAGUUUAGGGUUAAUUAAACUUGAAUGGAUGGUACAUGUGCGUUUCACUGUUUCAUAUA
Oryza sativa Japonica Group (Japanese rice) is the source of this 1106-nucleotide messenger RNA. RefSeq lists its product as uncharacterized. The record is from RefSeq and is a predicted model, not a curated record. Lineage: Eukaryota; Viridiplantae; Streptophyta; Magnoliopsida; Poales; Poaceae.